GCAGGGCCCACCAUGUUGCACAGGCUGGGCUGGCUGCUGUUCUACAGUCUCGUGGUACUGCUGCUCAGCUGUCUGCUCUUUCUGAAGAAGGAGGCCCCCCUGGCAGGGGACCUCAAGACCCACCAACYCUUCUGGAAACCCUCUGGGGCUCACCACAGCCAGUGCCUACCCAAUCGCACAGUGGCUAGCACUUCCCUAUCCCUGCCUGGUCGUCACYGCCUCUUCUUGACUUAUCGCCACUGCCGAAAUUUCUCCAUCCUGCUGGAGCCUUCAGGCUGUGCCAAGGACACCUUCCUGCUCUUGGCCAUCAAAUCACAACCUGGUCACGUGGAGCAACGUGCAGCUAUCCGCAGCACUUGGGGCCGAGCAGGGAGCUGGGUUAGGGACAGGCAGCUGAAGCUGGUGUUCCUACUUGGACUGGCAGGGCCCACACCCCCAGCUCAGCUGCUGGCCUAUGAGAGUGGAGAGUUUGAUGAUAUCCUACAGUGGGACUUUGCAGAGGAUUUCUUCAACCUAACCCUUAAGGAACUGCACUUACAGCGCUGGGUGGCAAGUGCUUGUCCUCAUGCCCACUUCAUGCUUAAGGGAGAUGAUGAUGUCUUUGUCCAUGUCCCCAAUGUGCUAGAGUUCCUGGAUGGCUGGGACCCAGCCCAGGACCUCCUGGUGGGAGAUGUCAUCCACCAGGCCCUGCCCAAUAGGAACACCAGAGUCAAAUACUUCAUCCCACCCUCCAUGUAUAAGGCACGCCACUACCCACCCUAUGCUGGGGGUGGAGGCUAUGUCAUGUCCAGAGCCACAAUGAGGCACCUCCAAGCAGCCAUGGAGGGGACUGAGCUCUUUCCUACUGAUGAUGUCUUUGUGGGCAUGUGCCUGAAGAAGCUGGGGGUACACCCCACACACCAUGCUGGCUUUAAAACAUUUGGAAUACGGCAACCUCUGGACCCUUGCCUAUAUAGAGGGCUCCUGUUGGUACACCGCCUGAAUCCUCUGGAAAUGUGGACCAUGUGGGCACUGGUGACAGACAAGGGGCUCAAGUGUGCAGCUACCCUCAAGCUUCAGCACUGA
Urocitellus parryii (Arctic ground squirrel) is the source of this 1065-nucleotide messenger RNA. RefSeq names its product UDP-GlcNAc:betaGal beta-1,3-N-acetylglucosaminyltransferase 4 (gene B3gnt4). Lineage: Eukaryota; Metazoa; Chordata; Mammalia; Rodentia; Sciuridae. Gene Ontology annotation, biological process: protein O-linked glycosylation; poly-N-acetyllactosamine biosynthetic process. Gene Ontology annotation, cellular component: Golgi membrane. The record is from RefSeq and is a predicted model, not a curated record. Gene Ontology annotation, molecular function: N-acetyllactosaminide beta-1,3-N-acetylglucosaminyltransferase activity.